Daphnia magna is the source of this 11372-nucleotide messenger RNA. RefSeq names its product mucin-12-like. Lineage: Eukaryota; Metazoa; Arthropoda; Branchiopoda; Diplostraca; Daphniidae. The record is from RefSeq and is a predicted model, not a curated record.
AUGGCGUCAUCCGUCAGUAGCAACGGUGGUAGCAAUAACGUCAUGAUCCGCAGCAAAGCCGAUUCGAUUGGAGUCGCCGGAGGAGGUCAGACGACAGCGAUGGAUGAACGCAAUACACAAACAGUCGUCGGAAGCAGCAAGGCGACAACGGCCAUGAUGGCCACGCUGGCGGCCGGUCCGGAAAGAGGAGCCGCAACGGCCGAUGAUUCGGCCAUUUCUUUCAGCGAAGAAGAAGAAGAAGAAGAGGAAGAAGAAGACGAUGAUGAAGAAGGUGAAAUGGACGACGAAGAUGACGACCAUCCGGAAUCUUCGUCCGCCACGGCCGCCUUCAACGCAGCCGCAGCGGCCGCCGCUUUCCAGCGUCAACUGUUGGCCAAUUUCCCGCUGUUUCAUCACGCGACCGACGGAUCGAGUAAACUGGAUAGCGAUCCAUCAAACCCGUCGGCAGCCAUGGAAGCCACAGCGUCGGCCAGCGAGAACAACAGCCUCAAUCCGUUCGAGUCGUACAUGGCGGCGGCUGCAGCGGCCGCCGCUGCGGCCAACGCCGAGGCGCUCUUCCGGCACCAGCGACAGUUGCACAACAGUAGCGCCAGGCUCAGCGAGAAACGGACGGCUCACGACAGCGGCACGGACGAUAACGACGUGUCCAUCGGCGGCAAAGGGGCCGAUGGCUGCGGAAGCGGCCAAAGCGCGGCCGGAAUUCACCAGCAGCUGCCCAGCAACAAGCGCCGCAAGCAAUCGAAACCUGUGCGCAUCAGCAGCGACGAAACGCAAGGCCCCAACGACGACAAUGCGGCCAUGACGGCCUUCCUGGCCGCCCAGACGGCCGCCGCUGCGGCCGCUCUCUUUCAUCAGAACAACCGGAACGCGUCCAGCGAAGAAGACGACGAGGAGGAAGAAGAAGAGGGCGCUCUCUUGCGUCCGAAUUCGAGGGCGGCAUCCAGCGCGAAACGCAUCAACGGCCAAUAUCAGCAAGACAUGAUGGACUGGGCCCGAUCGGCUCAUUCCAUGGUGGCCGGCAGCAACGAGGGCGAACAAGAGGAAGGUCAAAUUAUCCGCAAUUCUUCUGGUUUCGCAUUGGCACCCAUGUUCGACCAGCAACUGGCCAAUCGUCUACUCGUGGCCGGCAAUUCCUCUUCGGCCGCCCGCAAUUUCGCCGAGUUUUUGGCUUCCAGCGGCGGUGGCGGCGCCAACGGCAAAGGAUUUGCCAUUCCUCCGGCCGCUUACGGCGCCAACUGGAAUCAACAACAGCAGCAACAGCAGAUGAUGAUGAACAUCAUGUCGUCGAUGAACCGAAACGGCCUGAUGGGAGUGCUGGACGACGGGGAGCUGAGCCGCAGCAGCAGCCAUUGUUCCGGAUCGCCGACCGGCGGAUUAGCGGCGGGCGGAAACCACUCGACGUGCGAUGCGAAACGCAACGACGAGAACGGCGAACGAUCCAGUUCCGAUUCGCCCUUCGCCUUCCGCAACAUGUUCAAGUACGGAUCGACAUCCGGCGGAUUCUUCCCGUCCGCAGGAGGACCUCCAUCCAUCUCGUCGGCACACAACCCGUUCCUCUUUCCAUUCCUGUCUUCGUCGUCGGCCGGUAAUUCGCCGCUGGCCAAUCAGUCCAUGGGCAGGGGAGGGCUGGUGGGCUCUCCGGGUGGCAUGGGCGGAAGCAUCCGCAUCUUCAAUCCCGACGCCUACUGCGAACUCUGCAACAAAGAGUUUUGCAACAAAUACUUCCUCAAGACGCACAAGGCCAACAAGCACGGCAUCUUCGUCGAUAACGUCCCGACGACCAGCGGCGGCGGUGGCACUCCAUCCGUCACGCCGGACGGUCGAAUUUCCUGCCCGACUUCAAUUUCGACGCCGUCCAGCGCCGCCGCCGGCAUCGUCCACCAGUCUCUUCCGUUUUCCGUGUCGAGCACAUUCGGCCCGCCGUCCUUGUCAUUGACUGUUGGCGCCAUGACGUACCCGAUGCAUCCGCCGUCGGCCGAAUUGGCCGCCAUCGAUCCGGCGGCCGUCAGCUAUUCGCCCGUCGCCACAACUUCGCCGUCGAAAUCGUCGAUUUAUCCGAGCGUCGGAAUGUCGACGACGGCGGCGGCCACACUGUCGACGACGGCCACAACGACCAUCCCAUCGUUGGCGCCCAUGACGACGCCGACAAGCGCAACGAGCGGCGCCGGAUUGAUGGACUUUUUCCCGAUGUGGCCGUCGCAAACAACGACGCCUCCCGUCUCCACCGUCAACAACACGAUGGCGUCGAUGAUGCCUUCGUCAUCGACGGCCAAACAACAGCCGCCCCACCUGGCCGGAAUCGUCAAUCCGGAAGCGUAUUGCGAGCUGUGCCAGAAAGAGUUUUGCAACAAGUACUUCCUGAAACGACACAAAGCCAAAAUGCACGGCAUCGUUCCGCCCGAUGGACCGACGGCGCCUUCCGGAAAUUCGGCUCCAUCGUCCGGCGGAGGAUCUUCGUCUCACAAGAGAAGCAGAUCCCAUUCGUCGAAAACGGCCCCAUCGGCCGCUGUUGAUCUCGUCAAAAUCCCGCCGACUGCGGCCGUCGCGUCUCCCGCCACAAGUUUGAAUCUCUCGACGGCCGCAAGUGAAGCGAUUGCCGAACAUCAUCAUCCAUCGUCGGUACCGGCCGACGCGCAAGAGACAACCGCCACGACGCCAACGACGCCCUUCAAUCUGUUGGUGCAGGGCGGCGCCAACGAGAGCGCAGGUGUUCCCCCGGCCAAAUUGGACUUGAACACCAGCGGCGGCCACAGCCUCUCGCUGCUGAAAAUUCCGACGCCGUCGCUUUCCGCCAUGUUUUCAUCGCCACCGAUGGAUUCUCCUCAUCCGACGCGCCUGACCCAUUCCAAAACGCCCUGUUCGUCGUCGUCGUCUUCCGCGGGUGGAGCGGCUCUCCAGUCGGCGCCGCAGCAAUUGUUUUCGCCCGAGCGCCUCCGCCAAAUGGGCGUCAUCAACACGGAAGCGUUUUGCGAAAUUUGCUGCAAAGAAUUUUGCAACAAAUACUUUCUGCGGACGCACAAAUUCAAGAAGCACGGAAUCGGAUCCAUGCCCGAACAGCCGCAACAGCAGCCAUCCCAGCCGCAGUGCAAUCCAUCCGCCUCGGAGUCUUCCUCUUCGACGGGGAUGGUGCGCCAACAUCACUACAACAACAACAACAACAACAACAACAAUAAAAGAGGCGGUCAGAGUCCAACUGGAUCGGCCAAAGCAGCGAGCGCAACGGAAAUCAACGCCGAGCAGAAAAUGCCGUUGAAUUUGGUAUCCACUCCGCCCGUGGCGGCAACAACAACAACAACAACAACAACAAACGGAAAUCAAGCGAAUCAGAAUGCGGCCACGGACGGUGGAAUGCCACUGUCGUGCGACCUGUGCCAGCGGCCAUUUCAAUCGGCUUACCUGUUGCACAUGCAUCGCACCUAUUUCCACAAUCAGCCACCUCCGGCGGAUGAAUCGAUCCACGAGAACGACGCGUCAGCCACCGGAAUGGACGAAGACACUCCGUCGGACAACGAGCGGGAGGAGCAGGAAGAACAUUUCAACGCCUCCUCACCGCGGCCGGCAUCGGUGGUCGUCAAAUCAGAGCCGGAAGGCCGGAAUGCGGAUGAAGAUGGGCCCGUUUCGACUGGCGGCGAAGCCAACAAUGCUUCCGGCGGAAUCACCAUCAGCGCUGACUUGCAGAAACUCCAAUCGAUGAUCAUGGAAUUGAACGGAUCUCCAUCGGCGGCUGCGGCCGCGGCCAACGAAGGCGAUCGAAGGCGUUGCUGGAUGGACGGACCCGUGAAAAGCGCCAGCGGUAACCCAAUCCAGCCGAGCUCCGGUGGCAACAACGAGCCGUCCAAUCCUUACAUAAGCGGCAGCGGUGGCGGAAUCGUCAAGAUCGUCAAUCCGGCGUCCAGCGAUCCAUCCGAUCUGGCCAAUUUGGCCUCGUCGUCGUCAUCCAGCAUUUGCCACCUGUGCGGAAACAAAGAUUUCUUAACUCCAUCCUUCCUGCAGAUUCACAUGCAAAAUUACCACGGCAUCAACGUCACCGGAGUGGAUCCAUCGGCGGCCGCCAUGGAAGCGGCCGUGGCUGCGGCCGCGUCUCAAUUGGGUUUAGAUCGUCUGCUGGAUUUCGGCGCCCCGGCCGCACCUUCGUCCGCAUCCGGACACCAUCACCAUCACCACCACCACCACGGAGGCAAACGCUCGGGCGGAGGUCGUUCAUCCUCAUCGGCAUCGCCGGCGGCCACGCGCAGCUAUUGCCAAAUUUGCAACAAGGAACUAUGCAACAAGUACUUCAUGAAGACGCACAUGCUGAAGAUGCACGGCAUCCACCUGGAGGCCAGCGGCGGCGGAUCUCAGAUCGGUGGAGUCCAGUGCGACAUUUGCCACAAGGAAUUGUGUUCCAAAUAUUUCCUGAAAGUGCACAAGCAAAACACUCACGGCAUCGUCUUCCCCGAUCACGAAAUGAUGUUACCCAACGGCCUGAGCGGCGCCAUGUUGAAGGAGCAACAGCAUCCGGCCGUCAUGGAUCUCUCCUUCCAUCAGCAACAGCAACAACACGUUGCGGACGGAUCGAAUAGUCCAGCCAAAACAUCCACCGAAUGCUGCCCUCUGUGUCCAAAGAGAUUCAAGAGCACCAAGGCUCUCAAAGCGCAUCUGAGUCACGAUCAUUCCGGCUCUUCCGGCACGUCCUCGGCAGCAGCGGCCUGCUGUUACAUUUGCAAUCAGCAAUUCGCCGACGUCGUGGCCCUGCAAGUCCACCUGAUCAAGAACCACGCGUCGCAUUUGAUGGAUCAUCACCAGACUCCGCCUCCUCCGCAAGUUGCACCCGCGUCCGUGGCGGCCGCUGCGUCCGGCAACAGCGAGCAGACCAGUCAUCAGGGCUGUUUGGUAUCGUCGCCUUCACCAAAGUCGACUUCGCCAUCGUCGUUGCAGCGCUCGAAUUAUUGCGAUUUCAGCGCCGGAUCGCUGCCGGGCUACUUGUUUUCGAACGAACGGCCUCACGGUGGGCAGGCGGACGCGUGUCCUCCAAUGCCGGGUCUCGUUCCAGCGUCCAGCACGGCCCAUUCUCGGCCAUCCAGCGCUGUGGGGGGCAGACGGUCGCCCCAAACUGCCAACCAGCAAAAGAUUCAGUGCCCGUUGUGCGGCCAUCAACUGCCGCUGGAACAAUUCCAGACUCACCUGAUGGCGCAUCAGUUCCCCCUCAACUUCCUGCACACCCUGAUGCCACCGUCGUCUUCGGCUGGACCCGCCUCGCAGGCCGACGAAGAGCACGACGAUGUGGCCGUCGUCAAUCAACAGCAAAGGCACGCGAAACGAAGGGCAACUGGACGUCGUCGACGUCGUUACCGAUGUUCCGUCUGCAGCCGCAAAUUCGCCACGCGUCAGCUCUGCCUCACUCACAUCCUGCAACGCCAUCCGCCGUCGAUGCGGAGCCACAACAGCUCGACCAGCAAGGGAUUCUUGCUGUCGUCGCCGACGACGUCGCCCGUCUCUUGCCAGACGGUCCAGUCUCAGCAGCGGCCGUUGACGUGUCCUCGAUGCGGCUACGCAACCAGACAGCCGCAAUUGCUGCGUCUGCAUCUGCGGACGCAGCAAUGCAUUCCGGUGGUGGCCCGCAAUCCAGACCUGCAGCAACUGCCCCCCUAUUUGGCUGUGCCAACGUCGACGGCCAGCAACGCUGUGGGCCAUCCGUCGCGACUAGCGGCCAUCGUCAACAACAAACAGGGACUGGGUCUGCAGACGGUGCGGGGCCAGCACGCCCACCGUCAAGAUUUCGUCCUGCAGGCGUUCCUGUUGACCCAACCGGAUGCGGAUAAAUCUGCCAAGAGCCGACGGUCCGGCGAAGGCAAUCACGAACCAGCCAACGGCCAUUACGAUCCCGAUGAACAAGUGAGCGAUCCGUUGGCCAACAGCAGCAAAUCGAACGGCAAUCGUUUGAGCCGAGAAACGGCCGAUGGCAAACGGCCGUCAGACGAGCAACAGGACGGGCCAGCGACGGCCAACAACCAAGGCGACAACGGCCAAGAAGACGAGCAGGAAGAAGGUCAGAAUCAGAGUUGUAAUUUCAUCCCGUCGUUGAUUCUGUUGCCCGUCAACCGGCGCAUUGCCAAUCCGCUUUCGUUGACCUUUAGUCUCACACCUGCUUAAAGAUACGGCGGAAGAAAGGGAGGGGAAAAAGAAAAAACAAGUCGUUAUUAUUUUUGGAUUCAUAUCUCCCUUUUCUUUUUUUGAAGGAGAUUUCAGUUCUCUUGAAAGACGUUUCUAGUCCCGUCUAAUUGUUUUUUUUUUUUUCUUUUGGGUGUUGGAUUUAUUUGUCCCUUUCGUAAACAUCCGGCGGUAAAAUAGCUCUUUUGAUUAUUAUAAUUUUUUUUUUUCAAAAUCAUUUAAGAAAAAGUCAUUUCUUUCUUUUAAAAAAAUAUUUUUUUUUUUUUUUAUUUUGGAUUUAAUAAUUAAAAAAAAAAAAAAGAGUCUAGUCAACCGCUGGAUAAGGACACCACACGUGAGGAAAUGAUUUCUCCAUACAACACAAAACACAGGGUCUUUUAAACAAAAACAAAAAAAAUCGUUGUUAUAAUAACAAAAUAGCAAAAAACAAAAAACAAAAAAAUGGCGGGAAAUAUGAUGGAAAGUUGAAUUUUGAAUUCAAAAAAAAAGAUGAUGAUGUCUUGGCAUUUUUUUUUCUUUAACUGCCACUGCAACAACUGCAAACUAUAAUCAAAUACCGGGGCCUCGCUUAUGUCUCUCUCUCUUUUACAUCUUAAACAUAUAAAGAAAUUUUUCCCCUUUUUUUUUUUUAAAUCUCUCGAAUUCGUCAAAAUGUGUACGUCUUUAAUGAUUUAUUUCAAGUCUGAAUGAGUAAAAUAACCGAGAAAAAAAAAAGAAGAAUGAACUUCAAUUUUUCCAAGAUUGAACGUGUCAAAUUGGAUUGUGUAUGUCUUUUUUAUUUUUAUUAUUUUGAAUGUUUCGUUUGGUGUGUGUGUGUGUGGAUUAGUUGUCGGUAUUACAAUAUUUUAAAAUAAAAAAAACGUUCGCGUGACGAGAGGCGAAUGACGUCCCAAUAAAAAACUAUCGCUGAUGGAUGUCGCGCACACACCCCUCCCACCCCACCCCCACUAUUGCUGUCGUCUUCCUGUGUCGUGUUUUGUUUUUGCUGUUGGUAACUUGUAAAGAACAAUUCGGGAAAUAGCACAGAAAACGCGGACGUGUAAAAAAAAAAAUGAAACGUUUUAAAGUCCAAACUGACGGGAAAACGACGACGACGCCAAACAUUCAGGGAUCAUUUUUGAAUCAUUUUGUCUUCAUACGUGAAUGACCGCAUUUGAAAAAAAAAAAAAACCAAUUAUGAUUUCUUUCUUUUGUUUUUUAUUUCGUCCCUCAAUUUGUUUGAUUUUGCUUUUAAUUUUUACGUGUAAAAUAACAUUCCAGAAAUUAAAAAUUCAGACAUUCCAUACAAAUGUAGCGCAUUCCAAUUUAUAUCCAUAUCCUAGUCGAAUUUCGAUUUUUUUUUUUUUAGUUAAUUUGAAUUCUCACCAACCGCUUUUGUUUCUAUUAUUUUGAAGAAUGAAAAGAAAAAACUAAUUGUCUCUUUUGUUGCUCGUUCACGUCCUGUGUGUUAUAGAUUUUUUUUUUCUUUUCUUAGUUCCUCGUCUUAGUGUGUUAUGUCCGUGUGUGUGUAUGGCAAUUAAUAUAAUUGAUUUAGACCUGGUUUGCUUCGUUUUCUUUUUGUUUUUUCACCCCACAUUUUUAUUAUUUAAAAUAUUUUUAUUUUAUUAAAGGCUUGAUUUUAUCCCAUAUUCUUUUUUUUUUUAAAUCCACCGGAAGACAAAAAGGACGUCCAUCACAGCGCCGCUUUCUGUUGUUUCAACGAAUAUCAGAACAAACGAAAAAGACGUCGGUUUUUUUUUCGCUUUCGAUCGUUAGAGACAAGAGAACAAACGAACGUGAGACACAUCAAAAAAAAAGGGGGAGGAAAGAUUGACCUGCGGUUCAAAUGGCCCUCCCUUGUUUGCCCAGCAAAAAGCGGGACAGUCGAUUGUCAUCCAUUUUUUUUUUUGAAGGGUUCGUCCGGUAAGAUGGACAUCAAAGAGGACAGAGUACACUAAGAAACAUCUUGUCCUAGUCUUUUUCCUUUUUUUUUUUUUUGUUAAACCAAAUAUUAUUUUAUAGUUAUCUUUACAGUCCAGGGUAAUCCCUUUUAAAGCCCACAGAAGAGGAGAUGUAAAAAUUAUUAAUUUAACAUUCGCUUUUCUUUUAAUGUUGAAAUGUGAGUUGUAACCAAUCGAAAGAAUGGAGAUGGUACUACAAUAAGUCAGGCUCCACCCAUUCUGUUAGUCCCGCACUCUGGCGUCCCGAACGUCCGAAUCAAUAAUAGCUUCUUUCUCUCCCCUCUCUCUUGUUUUUCAACUCCCCCCAACCCUAACAGAGAGAGAGAAGGAGAAAUAGAAAGAACUCGAAAAAGUGGAUGAAAGUGAAAAUAGAAGAGAGACAAAAAUACAAAGAGGAUGGGGGGGGGACUUUGACGCGCCCUCCCAACUUGAUUCGAUUCCCUUUGAUUAAAGACUUCUCCGCCAUCAGUUUGCCUCCCCCCCCCCUUGUUUUUAUCUCCAUCCAUCUCUUUCUGUCUUAUAUUACGUAUUGCACACAGUUACACACGUACAUUCUGAGAAGAUAUAAAUACCCAAGUUUUUCACGACCAACUAAACAAAAGAAGCUGAAGCAGCGCAUACACAAUGCGUCACAUGUAAAAAAAUAAAUACAAACAAAAAAACUGGCCGACUAAGCGAAAACAAAAGAGCCAAUCCAAAAGAGCAACAGAAAAAAAAUGGAGGGGGGGUAGUCAUAAAAGUUGCCACAUCAAAACCUUCUUGAUGUGUAUUUAAGAAAACUAAAAAUAAAAACGAGCGGCAACAUUCAGAUUUGCGAGAAAAGAAAGAAAUAAAAAAAAAUAAGCGACAUCCCGAAAAAAAAAAAUGAAAUCGGGAGGAAAUACGAGGGGGCGGGGGGUUCUAAAUGACCGCAACAGCAGCUACAAGAAAGAAAGAAACGACUAUACAUCAAAAGAGAAAAGUCUACAAUUAAUAAUUUUUUUCCUUUUUCGUAUUAUUUUGUUUGUUUGUUUACGGGACCGGCAAACGUUUGCUGAUACGGCCGAUUCUGAAUUGCAGACUGUAAAACAAGCUAAACUUGUUUUUAUUUAUAGAUGUGCGCUGUGUGUGUAACGACAGAAAGAGACCCCUCGUGUACUGCCGAAGAAGUAAAAAAAAAAACCUUUUAGGGCGUUAGAAGGGCGUGGGUAGCUGACCACCUGCUGCCCCCAGUGAGCAAAAGUGUCGGUUAAAUGGGGAACUCUUUCGAGCGUUCUCAUCACGAGCUGUUUAUUUUUUCUCGAUAUCGAUUGACUUUGUUCAAUAGCAACAAAUUCAAUUUUCCCGCCACACUUUUAAUUAUUUUAUCCCACAGUUUUCACCUGUCCCGAAAUGUCCUAUUCAUUAAAAUUCAAUUGGACUUUUAUUGCCUUUUAAUAAUUCACCCACGUACUUGUUUACAUCAACUCCCUCCUCCAAAAGCACCGGAAAUUUCAAAAAAAAAAAAGAGGCAAACGUCAUGAUGGUAGUGAGGAUGAUUGUUGUUCAACCCUCAGUUCUUUCUUCCUACGCCAGUGGAACGCAAUAAGAGAGGGGGGGAAAGGUGGGGGGGGGGACGAGUCGUGAUGAGAAAGAGGGUUGACUGCGACGGCGCAAAUAUGAUAUAAGGGUCGAUUGAUAUUUACCAAUUGCUCAGCGUCAAAACAAGACUCCCCUACCAUUUUUUUUGGGUCUGAUAUUAACAGCAGUAAAUGUCUAGUCAAUCAUUUGUUGUUGUUGUUUUUUUAUUUAAUUUAAAACGAUAUGGGCUUAUCUCAUCGCUGGGAUAGCACGAUGUAAUACGAUCGUGAGAACAGGCAGACGACGCCUACCGACGUCUCUUUUUCCUUCAUCAUUCCCGCACCCACCCCUCCCUUUUUAUGAUUUCAAUUUUUACGCUUUUUAUAAAAUUUAAUUCGGGAAAAAUUUUUAAAUCGCAUGAUUUUAAUGUCAAUCAGCACGGGAAUGGUUUCUUAAGAAAAUGGCGUCGUCGGCGUCCGCGAGCAAUAUCAUUUUCAAAACACGAGACACGAACUUUGCGGCUAUUUUUCCCGAUUUAGUCGACGUUAUGAAAUGCAUAGAAUUUACCUUUUAGGAAAUAGCUAAUUUUUUUAAGCGAAAACAAAAAACCAAAUGUGCUGUGGGACGUUUGAAAUCACAGCACAGGCGGCAAAACUACACGAAAAUCAAAAUGGUCGAGUCCUUAAACAGUUUUUUUUUUAAAGAAAUGUUUUACUGCUUGAAUAAUUAUCCCUUUAAUACGUGUGUUGGAAUUGUGAAUGUGCGUGAAACUUGUGUCGUCGUCAUAAUAAUCAGACGUGAAAAUAAUAAUUCGGGUGGACGUUUUUCCCCCUGAAAAAAACAAAAACAGAAUUGAUUGUAUACAUUUAAAACAUGUGCGCGACCUAAACGUGAAUAAUAGGCGAGAAAUUAUUUUAAAAAACUCGUCUCUUGACAGAAAAAUCAAAAUUGAUCGUGGCUUUCUUAUCAAACGUUGUUCCCUCGUGUUUUCGUGUUUCAUUUCCAAUAUUGUGUGACCCAUGCAAAUUGUCGUCCCCCACUUUUAAAUCGUAUUAAAAUUGGACUGUGCUAUUUAUAUCACGUGACGCAAAAGUAUCAAUAAUGAGCAGAGAAAACAAAAAGAACAAAAAAAAAAUAAUGUUUUUGAAAAAACCUGAAAGAUGUGGGACUUUAAAUGUCGUCAUUCGUCGUACUCUGUUUUGUUUUGAUCCAUCCCCAAAAUAUCGAGAAUUUUCUUUAUAAAUUUAAUCGAUGUGAAAUUUUUAAAGAGAAAAUCCCCCAACUUUUUUGUUUAAAAUCUGCAAAUUGAAAAUCUGAAAGUUCCUAUGAUGCCAACAAAAGAAACACAAGUUCCUACGGACGAGGUUUAAAACAAAAGAGCAACGGUCAAGUUCCUACGAUGAUUCUUCAAAAUGUCAACAUGUCGUUCAUCUAUCCCUUUUCUUUCUACGUCUUGUCCCGCAUUUCAAAUCGUGAAUCCCUGUGUGUGUGUGUGUGUGGUGACCAUUUCGUGAGUGUGUAAAUGAACGCCCUGAUGAGGGAGGAAAAAAAAUUCUUCCUCUCACUACCUUCACUCAGCCCCCCCCGACGAAAUUCAAAACAAAAGGUAAAAUAAAAUCCCCCGCCGUCGUUUAUGAUUUGUGAAUUAUUUCCGUUUGAAAUUCAAUUUUUGUUCUCGUUUGAAAUCUCAUUUUGAAUUUUCCCUUAAUAUUCAUCAAUACAUGGUAUCAUGGUUUCGUGUAA